AUGGCCAUAGACACCCACACCACCACACGUGCGGGGCUUAUAGCUGCUGCCACCGCAUGGGCAUGUAUCUCGCUCGUCCUUCUUCUGGCUCACCCGGACCGUGUCUUGGCUGCAACUCCCUCUCCACUCGUCCUGCCGUCAGCCACAGCUGCACUCGUCCUGCUCCUUCUCCUCCUUCUCCUUGCCAUCCAUCUUCGCUCGCUGCUCCUUCCUCAUCCGCCGCUCCAUCGCGAUUCGUCCCGCCCGCCACCACCUCCGUCGCUCUCCGUCCGCAGGUCGCUUCGAUGGCAGCAAGUUCCGCUGCCGGAGCUUGUUGCCGGCGACGAGAUUCUCCUCACACGCGGCGAUGUCAUCCCGGCUGACAUGCUCGUCACCGCUGCAUCGCGACCGCUCCGUCUCGCCCACUUUACCCUCCCGCUGCGGUUUGUGCAUGCCCUGCUUCCACAUACUCUGCCUGAUCUGCAGCACGCGAGCUCGUCGCCUCAACCGGAUGCGCCCGCCCUCCCGCGCGGCCUGCUCGUCGUCUCGGGCAAGGUCCGCGGGCUGGUACUUCAUGCCCCACCCACUCCUGUACUGUCCAACACAGGAGAGUGGCGCUGGAUGCCUCCAGUCCCGCUGCGGCCAAAGGGUCCACUACUCCCGUCGCCAGGCCGGUCGCUGCCCCGUCCCGAUCCGGCAUGCGGCUCGCUCCGCUGGGGCCUUGUCAUCGCAUGCCUUGCCGGUGCUCUUGGGCUCUUCCUGCUGUUUGAAGCACUGUCUCGAUCUCGCUCGCACCAGCUGGCAACGCCUAGUGCCAUGUCAUUCUGGCUGCUGGCUACCCUGUCGUGGUCCGCCCUCCUUCUCGCCUUCUUCGUCCCGGCACCCGUCCCGCGAGCAAUCGCCGAGGAGCGCAAACUUCGCGCCCUCCUCUCGUCAACCUUUGGCCUGCAUGCUGCUCGUCCGGGCCUCCUCACCCUUGCCGCUUCAGCCCAGGUCCUUGUUGUUGACGACCAGUUUGUCCUCGCCUCCCGCGACACCAGCUCCGUCGCCUCGCUGCGAUCGCUUGUCCUCGGCUUUGGCCUCUCCGUUAUCUACGUUUCGGCCUUUCCGCCGGCCCUUGCCCGGGCCCUGUCCGCGUUUUUCUUCUCGGGUGGUCUGCUCUCCGGCUUUGAGCCCGAGGGCGAGACUUCGUUCCUGACCCCGGUCUCGCCGGCCGAGCUCUCUAGCUUUGCUGCGGGCAUCCGCCGCUCCUCGAGCGACCGCCUCCACCCGCGCAACCUCCACGGGCUCGCCAUACACUCGGUGCCGGGCAGUGACGUCGCCGGCAUCAUCCGCACCCUGCGGGUCAUCAUGGUCCGUGGCACAACUGUGCUCGGCACCAUCUCCACCCUCUCGUCGCUCCCCGCCGCCGGCGUCUUUCACGCCACGAUUGCGCUCUCUCCGCCGUGCCAGCUUCCGGCCGCACUCUCCGCCGUGGUGAACGCCUCGCGCUCAAACCUGGCGCUGUCUCCAUCCGGCGACGGCUGGGACGCUGCUGACGCGCUCUCCGCAGCCUCCGACACGCCCAUUCCACUCGACUCCAGCCUCUCCGAGUACGAGUCGUGGGACACGCCGCUGUGGUCGUUUGACUCAUCGUCGUCCCUGGCGUACGCGCCAGUCCAGGGCGCCAGUGUCCCGAGCCUCCAGUGUCUCGCCGCACAGGCAUGCGUUGUCUACGCCGCUCAUCGCCGCCGCACCAGUCCGGACGAGCUCGCGUCGUCUGCGCGGGCCUUUCUCGAGCAAUUUGCUCCCCGCACCGCGCCUGCCGUCAGCCACGCUGCCGACCUUGUCCUUGCACGACCAGCCGGCACCCGGCGCCUCUCCCAUGUCGACAAGCUGCGAAUCCUCAUCGUAGCCGCUAGUGUCCACGCCGCCCAUCACGGCACCGUCCGGGCCAUGACGCUUGGCUUCUCGCUCGCCAUCGGCGGCAACCUUGUGCUCGGCCUGUUGCUCGGCAUGCCGCGGCUGAUCUUUCUGAGCGGCAUGGCGCUCUUGUUAGGCACCUUGGUCUUGCCGCUUCCACUAUGGCUGGCCGACGAGCUGGACUCGAGCCUCUUGGCCGCCAUGCUUCCGCGCAGCGUUGAUGCUCGCGCCCCGAUCCGUCUGGCGCUUUACGUCACGCUCGCGACGUGGUCGAUGGUGGCCGCGUCGUGGUCGCUGCGGACCCGGCUGCCGCUCGCCAGCCUUCUCGGCGCCAUCUUCUCGCCAGACCUUGAUGCGCGAAAUCUGAUCAUGUACGGAGAGUCUGCGCCACAGCGUGCACUGGCGCUUGCUGGCAUGCGCUCGAGCGUUGUCCUUGCGCUUUUCGCUGUCGGUCUCGCCCUCCUCCUCAGCCGCGCCCACGGCGUGGCGCUCUACGCGCGAAUUGCGACCAUAUCUCUCCUCGCCGUCUUUACCUUUUCCAUGGUCUCGCUCCUCCCUGCCCUCGGGGUCUACCUCGGCAUUGCCGCGCCGCACGUCUGGGAACUUGUUCUCACCCUGGCCUUUGCGGUCGUGGUCUUUGGCGCCGAGCUCGCCCAGAGUACGACCUCGCGCGCACGCACAAAUGCGCCUCUGCUUCUGCCGUCCGCCAUCCGAGCCAACGAUGCUCUCCGCCGUGCCGUGGCGCCGCCGCCAGAAGCCUCCGCCGCCCACGCCUCAGAGUAG
Molecule: messenger RNA, 2664 nt
Organism: Thecamonas trahens ATCC 50062
Lineage: Eukaryota; Apusomonadida; Apusomonadidae
Exons: 3
Coding region: 1-2664 (887 amino acids)
Source: RefSeq, a predicted model, not a curated record